Messenger RNA from Rotaria sordida, 783 nucleotides. Lineage: Eukaryota; Metazoa; Rotifera; Eurotatoria; Philodinida; Philodinidae. The record is from the annotation of a GenBank genome assembly.
AUGGAAUUAUAUGAAAUGUUACCUGAUUCAUUAUUAAAUCGAACACAAAUAUGUCAAAUAAAUUGCACACAAAAUCAAACAAUGUUAGAUAAUUUUAAGAAAAUUUCUGGAUGUAUAAAAGAUCAUUUUAAAAUAUGUGAAGGUUAUUUAAGUAUGGAUUUUAAUACACAAUUAGUUUCAUAUAGUUUGACAACUGCUGAUGCAAUUGACAUUGUUAAUGAAAAUUCUUCAUUAAUGCGAGCUGAUUUAGUAACGAAUUAUUUAUCUUAUAUUAAAACUAAUAUAACAGCAAUAAGAUUUCGACAAUUAAAAAUGAAAUUUUCAAAAAUAAAUCCUCAUCGACUUAAUAUUAAUUAUUUUUGUCGAACACAAAUUGAUGAUUGUGCUUAUCAAGAAAUUGAAACAAUCUAUCCAGUAUACAUAGCAAAUCAGCAUAUGUUAAAACGUAUUCAACCAAUAUUUUAUGAUUUAUCAAUAUCUUAUGGUACAAAAAUCGAAUGUAUGAAUGAUAUAUCAAAUGAAACGCCAAUUUUAUGUUCAGGCUAUUGUACAUUAACAUUAGAUUUUCAUACAAUGACUAAAGGUUGCAAUGAAACAUUAUCAUCAGAUGCAUUAGGUAUCAAUAUGUCAUUUGGUUUAGCUUAUCCUAAUAAUCCAAAAUUUACUGCUCAAGUAUCUAGUCUUGUACUUGUAUGUAAUAAACCAAAUUGUAAUAGUAAUACAUCAAUAACAAAAGUCAUAGCUAUUACUAAUGCUUUUCUUACAGCUCAAUCUAUUAGCUAA